Molecule: messenger RNA, 1469 nt
Organism: Monodelphis domestica (gray short-tailed opossum)
Lineage: Eukaryota; Metazoa; Chordata; Mammalia; Didelphimorphia; Didelphidae
Product: protein tyrosine phosphatase receptor type C associated protein
Source: RefSeq, a predicted model, not a curated record
GGGGUGGUGCGGGGGGGGGGGGGCUCACUCCCUGGAAGGUCAGCGGAGGCCCGGGUUCAAGUGCUGGCGGGUAGCCAGACCCACAUCCUGUCUGCGCCUUUUCCCUCAUCCAUUCGGGGGCCCUGCUGCCUGCUGCCCCGGCACCCCUCUAAACACACACCCUUCGCUUCUCUGCCCCACCUCGCCUCCCUUUUGUGGCUGGGCCCCCGGACUCCUGGGUCCCUUCGGGGGCCGCUGCUCCCUGCGGCCAUUGCAAGCCGUCCCGUCGGGCCUCGUCGCGGCCCCAAGUGCCCCCUCGUCGUCCAGCGUGCCUGGCUUUAAGCCCCUCCCCCGUCUUGGGGUCCAUCCUGGGCCUGAGGCCACGCUGGAGCCCAGGAGCUCCCUCUGGGCCUGGCUAGCUGGAGGCCAGGGCUGAGCCGCCCCUGGGGGGGGGGGGGCUGAGCCAGGCGCCCCCCCUCGGCCUCGGCCUCCCGAGCAGCCCCACCUCGCUGCCUCGGGGAGGGGGUGGGCGAGACAGGAAGCCGGAAGCCCCAGGGCGCGCCGAGGCCGGUGCCUGCCUGCCUCCCUCGCCCAGUCGCCCACCCCAGGCUGUCCUGGCCGGAGCUCCUGACGGACGCCGGAGCAGCGGAGGCCCAGCGCGGGGACGAGGCCAGAUGGCUCUGCCCAGGCUCGGGGGCCUGAUGGCGCUGGCAUGCGUGCCGGGGGCGCUGGCCUCCGAAGACAGAGGCUCCCACAGCUCGGUCACCGUGGUCCUGCUGGUGCUGCUGCUGCUCAUCCUACUGGCAGGCUUGGCCCUGGCCUGGUAUCACCUCAGCCGGGAGUCGGGGGGCUACUACCACCCCAGCCGCCUGGGCACCUCCCUGUGGGGCCAGGCUCGCCGGCUGCUGCGCGCCACAGGGGUGACCCGCUGGCUCCAAGGGCCGGCCGUCGAAGAGCUUCAGGACAGCAUGGAAAAGCAGGAGGAGGAGGAGGAGGAGGAGGAGGAGGAGGACGAGGGAGAGGCCCAGCCCUGCCAGGAGGCCCAGGGAGCGGUGGACGGGGCCUCAGAGAGCCCAGGGGAAGCCCAGGGAGAAGCCUGCCCCGAGCAGAGGAAAGGCAGCGGCCCCCAGCCCGAGCCCGGCACCUCCUCUGAGGGCAGUGCCGAGGCCCUGCUGAGCGACCUCCAUGCCUUUUCAGGGACAGCAGCCUGGGAGGAUGGCGCGGGGGCCGAGAGGGGCCUCAGCGUCACUGCGCUCUAGGCCUCCGCUUCUGCCAGCCUCGCCACCGUGGGGUACACGGGCCUCCCCCAGCCUCCCCCGGGCCCAGCCCGGCCUGCCCACAUCCCCAGAGCACAGCAAUGCCCGUCCCUCUGCGCCUGGUCCCCUCGCACCCGUCAAGGCCAUCCCAGCCUCGCUGCCCUUGUAGACGUGUGGGUAAAAGGAUGAGGACGGAGCAGCCUCCCCCCUGGAAAUAAAGAUGCCCACACUGGA